Messenger RNA from Echinococcus granulosus, 711 nucleotides. RefSeq lists its product as hypothetical. Lineage: Eukaryota; Metazoa; Platyhelminthes; Cestoda; Cyclophyllidea; Taeniidae. Bases 1 to 711 code for a protein of 236 amino acids. The record is from RefSeq and is a predicted model, not a curated record. The transcript is spliced from 5 exons.
AUGUCGGUGAUGGAAAAGAAGAAAUUUCCCAUGAUGAUGUCCGUCUCACUGUUGCAUCACAGUGCCGUACCCAGUGUGCAAAACUCCUCAAUUUCUUCCUUCUUCGCCGCCUCCUCACCAUCAUCACCAACCUCUCCUGAUGCUGCUUCUACUCUUGCUUCUCCUUGCCAUCUGCUCCAGAUAGUUGUCGCCACAAAUCUCUCCGUGGUGUGGGGCUCCUCACUGGCCGCGACCCACGCUACCUGGUCAGACCGAGAGGCGAAGGCGGAUAUGCCAAGUCGACUGCUGGAAGGCGCGACUAGGAGUUUAUGCGCCGUGUUAGCGCACCUGUUGGAGCUGGCGGAUGCUGUCUCCACCACCACCAUCGCGAUCAUCAAGUUCGAAGCUAUCUCCAUUGUUGUCACUGUCACAGCCGUUAUUGCCGUGGGCGCUGCCACCGCUGAAGUUGACGUUGACUCAGUCGCUUUUAUUGCGCAUCUUCGAUUUGUAUCAAGUUAUUCCGACGUUGGCAGAGACAGCGGCAACAACGGCAGUGGCAGUGACAGCGACGGAGAUGGCUUUGAAAUUGAGGAUCGCGACGGUGGUGGUAGAGACAACAACCCACCAACCACUGAUCGAGGUUCUCCACCGCCACCUGCCACAGACGAGUAUUCUCCUGCAAGAAGGCAGAUCAGAGGCACUGAUGAAGAAACAAAUCCGUCCUCCAUGUAA